Molecule: messenger RNA, 1581 nt
Organism: Solanum pennellii
Lineage: Eukaryota; Viridiplantae; Streptophyta; Magnoliopsida; Solanales; Solanaceae
Product: molybdate transporter 1
Exons: 1
Coding region: 61-1449 (462 amino acids)
Biological process (GO): molybdate ion transport
Molecular function (GO): molybdate ion transmembrane transporter activity
Source: RefSeq, a predicted model, not a curated record
AUUUGAUUCUUUAUUGCAAGUCAACUGCUACCCUCUCCAUUUUAUUAUAUAUAUACAUUCAUGUACAUAUUUUUGCAUAUGAACAAAUUCAUCACUAUGGAGUCCUCCACACUAGAAGAAAACAAUCCUCAAUCUCAAGCACCUAAGCUAAAUUUCAUGUUGAAAUUGAAGGAAAAUUUGGUAUUCAAAUCAAAAUGGGCUGAAUUGAAUGGUGCAAUGGGUGAUUUAGGCACAUAUAUACCAAUUGUCUUAGCUUUAACCCUAGCCAGUCACUUAAAUCUAGGGACAACACUAAUUUUCACUGGUGUAUACAAUUUUGUAACUGGUGCUAUCUAUGGUGUACCAAUGCCUGUUCAGCCAAUGAAAUCUAUUGCAGCUGUAGCUAUCAGUGACCCGGAUUUCGGCAUACCUGAAGUUAUGGCUGCCGGAAUUUGCACCGCCGGGAUCUUGUUCGUAUUAGGCGCCACCGGAUUGAUGCAGAUCGUGUAUAGAUUGAUUCCAAUUUCAGUUGUUAGAGGAAUUCAACUUGCACAAGGUUUGUCGUUCGCAAUGACAGCAGUUAAGUAUAUUAAAAAUGUACAAGAUUUCGCAAAAUCAAAAUCUGGAGGGCAGAGGGAUUGGGUAGGGUUAGAUGGAUUGUUGUUAGCUUUAAUUUGCGCUGUUUUUAUUGUGAUUGUUAAUGGUGCUGGUGAUGAUGAUCGCGUCGAUAAUCCUGAAUCAGGAAGAAGGGAAAAAGUUCAGAAAAUCAUAUUUUCACUUCCAUCAGCUUUUCUUAUAUUUUUGUUAGGGGUUGUUUUGGCUAUUAUAAGAGGGCCUAAUGCGAUGAAAGGGUUUAAAUUUGGUCCAUCGAGAAUUGAUGUAAUGAGUAUAUCAAAACAUGCUUGGAAGCAAGGGUUUAUUAAAGGGACUAUACCUCAACUACCUUUAUCUGUACUUAACUCUGUGAUUGCAGUGUGUAAACUGUCAACAGAUUUGUUUCCAGAGAGGGAAGUCACAGCUACCUCGGUGUCGAUGACGGUGGGGUUGAUGAAUCUAAUAGGUUGUUGGUUUGGUGCAAUGCCAUGUUGUCAUGGUGCAGGUGGGUUAGCAGGGCAAUACAAGUUUGGUGGUAGGAGUGGUGGGUGUGUGGCACUUCUUGGUGUGGCUAAGUUGGUUUUGGGAUUGGUUUUAGGGAGUUCAAUGGUGAAAGUUUUGACACAAUUUCCUGUUGGGGUUUUAGGGGUUCUGUUGUUGUUUGCUGGGAUUGAAUUGGCCAUGUGUGCAAGAGAUAUCAACACUAAAGAAGAGGCAUUUGUGGUGCUUGUUUGCACAUCAGUUUCAUUAGUUGGGUCAAGUGCUGCAUUGGGUUUUUUGUGUGGUAUUGUGGUUCAUUUGCUACUUAAGAUGAGGAAUAUGGGUAGUAAUGGUCAAUCUUGUUCUAAUGUAAUUUGGUUUCAUAGAAACCCAUAAGCAAAACUUGCAUGUUUAGUGCGUUGGUGAUCAUCUUCUUGUAAAUAAAUAAAGAUGUGUAUAUUUAUUUUUGUUGUUUGUUUGGAUAACAAUAGUAUUCCGAUCAUUUUACGAACAAUUUAACUAUUUUAU